UCUCUGCUCUCUCGCGACGCAGACAAGGAAGCGAAGCGGAUUCACAACAUUCUGGCGCAGGGCUGGGGGGUGCAGGUUUAGAGGAGUGAUCUCCCGUCCAAAAGAUGACGAUAGAUCGGGAGAUGUUGAGAUGAGGCAGGGAAGAUGCAAGGAAUUGGUAGGCAGCGUUGCGACAACGCCUGUGGGCGCCCGCAUACGCAGCUGACACCGCAAAACCAAUCACGGCUCCACUGCGUGCGUAUGAGGAUGGAGAUGUAGUCUCAGAUGUUUUUCUCAGCUCUGCUCGGGACUUCUUAGAGCCGAAAGAAAGCCUUAUUGCUGUUCUUCUGCUUGCUGAUGUCACGGUCGGGAUUUUAAUGGGAUAAGAUACCCAUGGGCAACGCUUCAGCCCGUGACGGGGCGGUCAGCAAAACUGAUGAGGUGGAAGAGGAGAUGAGGGGCAGCACGUUCGUGAUGAUCGACAAGUCGGGUAGCGGUGGAGUCAAUGGCAUUGAUGAAGACCACGUGUCUGCAGGCCGUGAUGGCGUUGGCGGUGGAGAUGCUGACGGCGAUGGUCGUGUUGGUUGUGGUGAGGGCAGUGGUGAUGAUGAUGGUGAUGGGGUCUGUGUAAAUAAUAAUGGUGGCAUAGAUGAACGCGGUGAAGACGGUGGUGUCAGUGGAGAUGUUGAUUACCGUGGGACACCUGGAGACAACGCUCGUUGUUUGGUUGCUGAUGGUCUCAACGGUGAGACUGGCGAUGGUAGUGGGGCUGCUGUUGAUGCUGCUACUAAUAACGGUGGUGUACAUCACGAUGGGGGCGGCGUUGCUGGAGGAGGUAGUUGUGACCGUGGUGGACACACCGAUGGAGGAGAUGAAGGAGGUGACCGUCUCCUGGCCGUGAGCACUGCUCAGUUUUCCUCCUUGUUUGACGAGGACGGACGUCUGGUGGACGAGUCCCUCUUCAGAAAACUCAUUUUCAAAGGCGGGCUGGAGGCAGUGGUGCGGCGCGAGGCGUGGAAGUUCCUGUUCGGGAUGUACUCCUGUUCGUCCACGGCGCGCGAGCGCAGCGCCCUCCGUGAGGAGCAGCGCGUCAAGUACCGCGUGCUUAAGUACCGCUGGCAGAAACUGCUGCCCGGCAACGUGCACCUGCGUCCCGACGGCAUGGACGAUAGGCUGGUGGCGGUGGUGGCCGCUCAACAGGCAGGCGAGAGGCAGGCCCAAGCCCACACGCCAGGCCCGGCGUCGCUUGCCUCCGAGCAAACGCAGAAGCAGCAGCUCACGUUCCUUGACAUCCAGGCCCGGGUGUUUGCCGACCGCCAGCCCUUCCAUCUGGAGGAGCUGCAGAAAGCGAUCCGCAUCAUCGAUAAAGACGUCCCACGCACAAACCGGGACCUCGCCUACUUCCAGAAGGAGGGUAUUUCCAAUCUGCUGGUCCUGCGUGAUGUACUCAUCACCUUCGCUGCCUUUCACCCAGACGUGAGCUACGCGCAAGGCAUGAACGACCUGCUGAGCCGCUUCCUGGAGGUGUUUGACUCGGAGGUGGAUGCCUAUUGGUGCUUCUGCGCCUUCAUGUCGCACAUCUCCUACAGCUUCACUGGUGACGGCAUGCUCCACAAAAUCAAAGUGGUGGAGGACCUCCUGAAGACGCUUGACCGGGAGCUCUUCGACCACCUCAUGGAUGAAGAGCUCGGGGGCCUCAACUUCUGCCACCGGUGGUUGCUGCUGGGCUUCCAGAGGGAGUUCCCACACGACGAGGCCGUGCGCCUCUUUGAGAUCCUCAGCAGCCACCACCUGGAGCUCACGUCACUGGAGGCCGAUAGGGUGCGGCACCAGACGCACAUUUCAGGCAUGCAGAAUCAGGAGGGCCUGGUACGGCCUGAGCUGCCGUCGGUGAACGCCGACUACACAUACGAGCUCUUCGUGUGCGCCUGCAUCCUGCUGGAGAACCGGCCGGCGCUCAUGGCCUGCAACGACAUGAUGUCCAUCGUCGAGUUCAGCAACAGCCUGCUGGGCACGUUGGACCUGGCAGCUGUGCUGCGCAGCGCCGAGGAGCUCUUCUACUCAUACUGCCGUCAGUCGGUGCUCGACUGCUUCGCUGACGGCCGCGCCAAGUCGCGCCCUCGUGGCUUCCUCGCCUCCAGGCUCUCGCAGAUGUUCAGCUGAGCCUGCUGGACCCCCUCCAGUCAAGCUGCACGCAUGCGCCCGCGAAGAACGCACGCCAUGAAGAAGACUCUAGAUUGGGAAGGCGACUCAAGCAGUGGGCGGCGGUGUGUUGGGGGAGCGUUGGGGGGAGCAGAGGGGUAUUGGGGAGUUUUCAGGAUUCUGAGCUUCCCGAAGGCUCCCUGUCUCUUCCCUACCGGUCAAAGCUCACUCUCCGCAGAACCAUAGGACUUAAAACCAGGAGCAUGGAACGUUUCAGCGAGUUACCCAUGUUCCGUGCGUGUCUCGAUGGAGAGAGCUGAUCUGCAAGGUAAGAGAGGUCGCAACAAAAUACAUGACUUGGAAUACAAUUGUGUUUGUUUUUUUAAAGAGUGAAGUUGGAGAGAGUGGCCAAAUAUUUUGACAACUUGCAUCCCAAAGUGUGAUUUUUUUCAAUGUUUUUUCUUAAUCUCUCGUGAAUAACUUUGCCGGUCUUUGCAGCUUUGACCUUAUUUCUCGUUUAUCCGCAAUGUCAAUAGGAUCUUGAGAGUUGUGUGAACGAUGAUGAGUAGAGUGGUGUGAACGAUGGUGAGUAGUUGUGUGAACGAUGGUGGGUAGAGUUGCGGCCAGUGUUUUACCAAGUGGCCCAUAAUGAUGCCCGGUCUUGUGUAAUGAAUAAACUUUAUUUGUGUGUGUUUUUUUAAACAAAAGUUCCAAAAAUAACGUUUUUAUCACGGCCAGCAAUUUGUGAAAGAGGCAGACGAGAGUAACGGAACUCAAUUCAGCUACACGUUUACAUCUAGCUGCGAUGUUUACAAGCACAAGAACGUCUCGAACCCAGUGACUCUACUGAGUCUGCAAAUUAAACAUUGUUAUUCGGUGAUGCUGUUGCGUUGACAGUGGUGCACAAAUAACAACAACACUCAACACGCUUGUCAACAACACUUACCUUAAAAUGAAAAUAUGUAUAACAGGCGACGCUUUUGGCAAUGGCCCUCCUUGUGCUAUUGUAAAGGAGAGCCGACACAAGGUUGCAGGGGGUUCGUCCUUUAUUCCUCUUCUCCCAUCCACACCUGUCCCCAGCCGUCUCAAUCUCGUUCCCGCCAAAGCUCCCCUCUUCCCGUCAGUUCUCCCCUUAUAUCUCCUCGAUUACCCCUCCCCCUCCUGUCACCGUCCCACUAACCCUCCUAUUGGUAAGAAUCCUUCCCCUGACACCCCUACACUAUGAACAAGGUCCAUUUCCCGAAACGUCGCCUGUGGUCCUUGUUCAUUCCACGUGAAGAAGGGCUAUUGCUCCAAACGUCGCUUAUUGUCAUUUUCCUUUUGAGGCCACAGUGUUUUUGACGAACGUGUAGAGUUUACUGCGAGUGACAGUACAGCGUAGGCUGAUUACUACCCUGAGCUCCAUCUGUCUGUCGUGCCGUUGCCUGAGGCUUGUUUACAGGAGUCGCUGCAUCACGGCAUCGCUGCGUUAUUUAACGUUUGCGUUUUCCGCAGGCGCUCCUCACCCAAGGGUGUUUUUUGUAGGCCGUGCUGCGCUGGUUGGGAAUUCCCUCUGUCGAGAGUUUUGCCGCCCACCCGCCCCCUGACUUUCAAACAAUACACAGAUAUUGUGUAGAAAUGCGCACACAGGUCUUUGUGAGUGUGAAACAAAAAAAAACCCAUCAGCAGUUCCUGGAGAAAUGCACCGUGGUCCUCUUGUUUUAGGUCAAAAUCAAAAUUUAUUUUAACAAACGUGACCCGACUGGCGGAAGCAGCGAUAGACGACAUUGUUAUUGUGGGCAUUUUGCGAAGUUGAAUUAAUACGUAUGUAUGUACGUUUGAACAUAGCCAACCAUGCCAAUCAUGCAGAAAACCACGCUCGGGAUUAUCGCUGCGUGUCUGCCAACGCCUCACGAUGUGAGCGGUGGGCUGCCGAUGUUGUAAUCCUCGUAGAGCAGAGGUGUCCAAACUUUUUGCAAAGAGGGCCAAAUUUGAUAAAAUACAAUUCUCUAACCACAAAAGUUACGUGAAAAUACACACUGUUAUAAAACAAUUGUCAUUGUUACAAUUACCUUUAUUUUUCAAAUGACAAUGUAACUAAAUAUAAGCCACUCAGGUAGAUGUGAACAACUCUAAAAACACAAUUCUGCCUUUCAUUCAGUCAGAUAACAUUGAACAAACUGUAUAGAAUACCUUAAAUUUCCAUGAGUUAAAUAUAUUUGCCUCAUGAACAUUUUAAACAGGAGUUAUAAGUAAUGCAAAGCGGUCUGUUAUCAUUAAACUUUAAAACAAGUGAAUUUUGCCCUUGUCUUUUACAAGAUCUUUCAGAAAGCAAUAGU
This is a messenger RNA of Lethenteron reissneri (Far Eastern brook lamprey), 4439 nucleotides long. RefSeq lists its product as uncharacterized. Gene Ontology annotation, molecular function: GTPase activator activity. NCBI's taxonomy places the organism in Eukaryota, Metazoa, Chordata, Hyperoartia, Petromyzontiformes, Petromyzontidae. Gene Ontology annotation, biological process: activation of GTPase activity. The record is from RefSeq and is a predicted model, not a curated record.